Durusdinium trenchii is the source of this 1162-nucleotide messenger RNA. Lineage: Eukaryota; Dinophyceae; Suessiales; Symbiodiniaceae. The record is from the annotation of a GenBank genome assembly.
GAUGCCCGGACGGCGUUGUUGAAGGAAAGGCCAAUCAUUGGUACCGUCCAAGGUGCCAGAGGACUCAAAUGACCUAUGAUCUCAUCAUUGAUGCUGGUGAGCUAGCUGCCCGUGGCCUCGUCAUGGACUUGAGCACCUUUCGCUGGGAUUGUCUUGGGAAAGUGGAGGAGCUGUUGCGGUUGCUGGGUGCCAUCUUACAGCUCUUACGACCCCAUGGGCGUUUGCGGCUGCGGGUGGAAGGCGAUCCCCGAGAGUUUUUGGUUGCCUUUGUCACGGCCUUUCCUGUGAACUUGAUCACAGAGAGGUCAGACGGAUGGAUGGAUUUUGCAAUUCUGGAGGCUAUCACUUCCAUGCAUUUGGAGCAAGUCCUGCAUCGAGAGGUUUACGAGGAGCGCUCUCACGAGCGCUAUGCACGACCUCUCUUUGUGGCGCUGGGCCGGGGCGGUCCUCGAGUUUUAGACGUUGGCGGCGGUAAUGGGCACAUGGCUGAGUGGUGGUCUCAACAUGGUUGUGAGGUCCACCUCCUGGAGGUGGAUGCUGCUUUGGCGCAGUCUGCCAAGGAACGCUUGGGCCAGGACCGUGUCGCCUUUCAUGACGGUGUGUCUCCAUGGCCGUAUGAAGACAGCUCAUUUGACACUUGCCUUUUGCUCUUCGUGUUGCAUCACAUUGCCGACUCCGUGGAGACAACACUCUCUGAAGCUGCAAGAGUGGCAAAGCGGGUGCUUGUCCUUGAAGAUCAACCGCGGUCAGCAAAGAGCAAGGGACUGCUGAACUUAGCUGUGCAGGUUACUGCGCAACAUUUCCGUCCCUUUGGUCAGGAUCCACAAGUGUACAUGCGGAACAUCCGGCCUGAUGCUGCGUGGCGGCAGCUCUUUGCGGGCGCUGGCUUGCAAUGCGUGCAGCAGGUUGAAAUCACCGGUACACUGCAGCAUCCUGUGCCACAUACGCUUUAUGAGCUGCACCCGGUGCCGAAAGACAUUGGCGCAGACUUCAUUCCAUUGGAGGUUUGUACAAGGUGUGAUUGGGUAGUGUGGCUAAAGUGGCUACAGGAACUUAGGUGAUAUGAUAUAUGUUUAACGUUGUUGUUUUACACUCAUUUGCGAUGUGCAUAGUGCCUCCUUGUGGCUCUUGGCUCAGAAGCAAUAGUGGACUUCCCUCUAAG